Molecule: messenger RNA, 423 nt
Organism: Tetrahymena thermophila SB210
Lineage: Eukaryota; Ciliophora; Oligohymenophorea; Hymenostomatida; Tetrahymenidae
Product: response regulator receiver domain protein
Exons: 1
Biological process (GO): phosphorelay signal transduction system
Source: RefSeq, a predicted model, not a curated record
AUGAAUGAUCUCAAUCAAAGGGCUUAACCAUGUAUUAUGAUCGUUGAUGAUUAACAAAUAAAUAUUUUGGCUUUAAAAUUAAUAUUAAAGCGUAUUGGAAUAGAAGAAAACAAUAUUAUACAAGCAAACAGCGGCUAAGAAGCUUUGUAAUUGCUUGAAGAUAACAAAAACAUAAAAAUUAUCUUUAUGGACAUUGAGAUGCCCGUCAUCAAUGGCUUUUAAGCUACUCAACUCAUUAAGAACCGUAAAUAAAAGUAAUCUGUUAAAGAGCAAUAAUAAAUUAUCAAUAUUAUUGCUUAUACAAGUCUCAAUGACGAUGAAACAAUAUUAAAAUGCAAAGACGCUGGGAUGGAUUAUUAUUUAGAAAAACCAUGUAGUCUAAAUUCAGUUUCUAGUGUUAUCUAAAAUUAUUACUUUAUAUGA